GUAAACAGAGACAACUAAAUGGAAAAUUUCUUUCAAGAACAAUUCUAUGGCGACGGCGAUAUAUUCUGGUUUAACUCUGAGUCUCUUCCUGUGCAUCGAAGCGCUUUUAUGCCGUAUGCUAACGGACCCAGAAUUGAAGUUGGGUCAGCGAGUAUUGGUAACGGGUCUAAAUCUUGGAGUGCCAACAAGAGAAUGAUAGAAUUCUUGAGGAGAAUUAAUCAGUCUGCAAAAAAGGAACCACUUAAACCAGACAGAGAACGGGGUCACCUGCAUAUGAUUAACGAGAGGAUGAGGAGAGAAAGGGAGAAGCAGAAUUACUUCGCCUUGCGUUCCAUGUUGUCAACUGGCACCAGGAUUGACAAGAACUCGACUGUUCAAAUGGCGGCGAUGAGAAUCCGGGAGCUGGAAUGUUAUAAGGUGGAACUUGAGAGGAGAAACAAUGAGCUAGAAGCGAAGCUGGGAAAGGAUACUAAUGAGGGAACAAAGAUUGGAAUAAGAGUAACUAAUCCAAUAUCUGGGAUUGAUUAUAUGGUCGAGGCUCUUAAAUCCUUGAAAAAGACGGGUUCAAGAAUCAGAAAUAUUCAAUCAGAAUUUUCUGAUCAGAAACUGACAGCGGUAAUACAUGCUGAAUCUCAGAUGGGAGAUGAAGAGUUGAAGAAGGCUGUUCAGAGAGCACUAAUAGAAGUAGAGCAGGAACUUCUUAUUCCAUUGCCAGGAAGUUUCGAAAGCCAAACAAGAAGAGAAAGAGGCUAGAAAAAGAAAUAAGCCAAUUACAAUACAAGUUACCCAGGCUUUAUAUAUAUAUAUAUAUAUAUACGUGCACGUGUUAGAAUGUGUGUUCGUCGUGUAAAACGUGAUUAAUUUCAAUACAUACUACUUUAAAUUGACUAAUACAACGAUUAUAUGUUUAAAUUA
This is a messenger RNA of Pistacia vera, 915 nucleotides long. RefSeq names its product transcription factor bHLH92-like. The record is from RefSeq and is a predicted model, not a curated record. The coding region runs from base 19 to 753 and encodes 244 amino acids. NCBI's taxonomy places the organism in Eukaryota, Viridiplantae, Streptophyta, Magnoliopsida, Sapindales, Anacardiaceae. Gene Ontology annotation, molecular function: protein dimerization activity. The transcript is spliced from 3 exons.